Suillus fuscotomentosus is the source of this 1371-nucleotide messenger RNA. RefSeq lists its product as uncharacterized. NCBI's taxonomy places the organism in Eukaryota, Fungi, Basidiomycota, Agaricomycetes, Boletales, Suillaceae. The coding region runs from base 57 to 1064 and encodes 335 amino acids. The record is from RefSeq and is a predicted model, not a curated record. The transcript has 17 exons.
ACCGUAACCUACUCGUGAAGUUUAGACGCUUUGCAGUCUGCAGAUUACGACUCACAAUGUCUUUCUCGGGGCAGGACCUCACACCACAGAUUAACAUCGGGAAAACGUUCGGGGCACUUUUUAUUGGGGUUACCAUUGCAGCAGUUCUCUUUGGUUUAAGCAACGUUCAAGCUUUCAUCUACUUUCUGACGCAUGCGGGCACAGGGAUGACAUUUUAUAAGCUGGCUGUCAUCUGGCUCUGGAUACUCGAUGCUCUGCACCUGAUGUUGAUCGGCCAUUGCGUCUACUACUAUCUAGUAAUCAACUAUGCAAACGUCAGUGCGCUUACGGAAAUUAUAUGGAGUUUUAAACUUCAGAUAAUAAUUGAGAUUGUGAUUGUCUAUGGGGUACAUCUCAUGUAUGUUUAUCGCAUAUGGAUAUUCAGCAAGGACCGAUCAAGAACCCUCCCUAUCACAGUAGGCCUAAUCGAAAUAUUACUCUCAGGCGUUGCUAUCGCCCUUAUAUGGGCCUUAUACCAGUGUCACGUAUUCUCGGAUCUGGUUAAAAUCGAGUGGUGGACAUUCAUGACUUUGGGCACGAUUACUUUUGUCGACUUCGUUAUCGCAUCAUCACUAUGUUACCUCCUGGCUACCUCUCGUACUGGAUUUUCUAGCACCGAUUCCUUCGUAACGAAGCUCAUGGUUUACAUUAUUAAUACCGGCAGUCUGACGAGCAUGUGUUCAAUGGCAGCUAUGAUUACAUGCGCAGUCAUGCCGCGCAACUUCAUCUUCCUCGCUAUUGAAAUUUUAUUGGCUGACGUAUAUAUCAACUCGUUCCUCGCACUCCUGAAUGCACGAUACUAUACGCAGGUCAACGCAGACGCGAACAAUCCUUACCCAUUCCCCAACCCCCACGAGGUCUACCGCCCGGAUCUGCACAUCAGGGCGUUGGAAGAUGAGGAGCUCCAGGCAUCCCGAAAAAACAUGUUCAAACAUCCCGAUGAAAUUGUGCACCCCUCUCGAUUUGUUAAGCCACAGCAGUCGACUGCGAUGUCAACGAAUGUGAAUACCUUCUCGUCUGUGUGAUGGAUGAGAUGUAGUAUAGUCUAUCCGCCUCUGCACGAGAUAGGGGUCAUAGCCUGGAUAUUGCGAGCUCUUAUAAACGAUACACAGUGGCGAGGAACUCGAGGGAUGUAGUCCACUAUAUCAGUAUCUGCAGGUUGGAUACAUUACUACCAGCUUAGAGUAUAUCUAUCAGGUCUCUAAGCAGAAACAGUUGUUCUACUAGCGACUCUUCAUGGCAGGGAGUGGCGGGUGUAAUAUUAUGUAGUUUGAUGGAAGUCAUUCAUUCAAUUCUUCCAAUACAUCUCAGGUUUAAAACAUCCAUGUUCAA